Penicillium antarcticum is the source of this 345-nucleotide messenger RNA. RefSeq names its product SBDS family protein. The record is from RefSeq and is a predicted model, not a curated record. The coding region runs from base 1 to 345 and encodes 114 amino acids. The transcript has 3 exons. Lineage: Eukaryota; Fungi; Ascomycota; Eurotiomycetes; Eurotiales; Aspergillaceae.
AUGGCUCGUGGUAACGAAACUGCCUCCAAGAUCUUCUACAAGGGCAAGUCCGAAGACUUCAUCGUAUUCGUCGACGACCUUGAAAUCCUCCAGAAGUGGAAGAACGACCGCAGCAUCGCCCUUGUUGAUGUUCUGAACGGCUGGAAGAUCUUUGUCACUCACUCCCACGGAGCUCAAGGUGUCCUUGACACCGCCAGCAAGAACAUGCUGCAGAACGAGUUCGGCACAGACAACGAAGAUGUUUGCAUGGUCAAGAUCCUUGAGGGCGGCGAGUACCAGGCUUCCUCGGCCCGGGAACGUGAGGGCGGCAAGAACGACUCCAAAGGACCCAUGAUCGGCCACUAA